Molecule: messenger RNA, 2574 nt
Organism: Onychostoma macrolepis
Lineage: Eukaryota; Metazoa; Chordata; Actinopteri; Cypriniformes; Cyprinidae
Gene: ppm1la
Product: protein phosphatase, Mg2+/Mn2+ dependent, 1La
Exons: 4
Coding region: 604-1689 (361 amino acids)
Biological process (GO): positive regulation of canonical Wnt signaling pathway; protein dephosphorylation; negative regulation of canonical NF-kappaB signal transduction
Cellular component (GO): nucleus; cytosol
Molecular function (GO): protein serine/threonine phosphatase activity; cation binding
Source: RefSeq, a predicted model, not a curated record
UGCGCAUGACGUCACAGAGUCAUCGAUCGGUACGUCACGUUGCGGCAUCGGUAGUGCAAAAAAAAAAACUCUGUUUGAUGAAAUGUAGUCUGAUGUACGCUUCUCAAGCUAACGGACCGAUAUGAGGUCAUUUCUGUAGUGUAUUUGUAGUGUCUAUUUUCCCCGGUCCACCAGGCGCUGCAGUCAGUCACGCACGCAGCGCGCGGAAGACGCCAGGCAGCGGCGGCAUGUGCAUCGACGAAUUAGCGUUAUAAAGUGCGUUAAAACUCUCCGUGGCGCGCGCGAACGAGUAAAGAACAGCCCGUUUUGAGGAGAAACUCAUCGAAAGCGCGAGCUAGCGGCGCAGAUGGCUUUAUAGGAGGGAAUGGGUUCGCUGUCGUUGGGGGUAAUGGGAUCUGUGCGGUUAUAUGCACCGCGUCGGUAGGGCGCUAGAGCCAGACUGCAGCUGAAAGCGCCGGGAACUCGCUCCAUUCUGCGGUUUAUAACAUAACCACCGGCCAGUCGAGAUUUCAGGGGCUGAUCAAACACGUCGGGCUGCAGAUGGGCUUUCAUAUCGGUCUAAUGAAGUAAUUUGAAGCCCAUACUUCAGUCCCCGAGCGUGUGAUGAUAGGAGACACAAUGACGCUUUUGUCUCUUUUGGGUCGCAUCAUGCGUUAUUUCUUGCUCAGGCCAGAGACCUUGUUUCUGUUAUGUAUAAGCUUGGCCCUUUGGAGUUACUUCUUCCACACGGACGAGGUGAAAACCAUCGUCAAGUCCAGCCGGGAUGCCGUGAAGAUGGUGAAGGGAAAAGUGGCGGAGAUGAUGAUGAACGACAGACUCGGCGGUCUGGACGUGCUGGACGCGGAGUUCUCCAAGACCUGGGAGUUCAAGAACAACAAUGUAGCGGUGUACUCGAUCCAGGGCCGCAGAGACCACAUGGAGGACCGCUUCGAGGUGCUUACCGACCUGGUGAACAGGAGCCACCCUUCAAUCUUUGCCAUUUUUGACGGCCACGGCGGGGAGGCAGCCGCCGAUUAUGUGAAGGCCCACCUGCCUGAGGCUCUGAAACAGCAGCUGCAGGCAUACGAGCGAGAAAAGAAAGACAGUCCUCUCUCCUAUCCCGCCAUCCUAGAGCAGCGCAUCCUGGCUGUGGACCGGGACAUGGUGGACAAGUUCUCUGCCACCCAUGAUGAAGCAGGCACAACAUGUUUGAUAGCCCUGUUGUCAGACCGUGAACUGACUGUGGCAAAUGUCGGAGACUCUCGCGGCGUUCUCUGCGACAAAGACGGCAACGCUGUGGCCUUGUCACAUGAUCACAAGCCUUACCAGCUGAAAGAGCGCAAGAGGAUCAAGAGAGCGGGUGGCUUCAUCAGUUUUAAUGGUUCUUGGCGUGUGCAGGGCAUCCUGGCCAUGUCGCGCUCACUCGGUGACUACCCUCUCAAGAACUUGAAUGUGGUCAUCCCAGACCCAGAUAUCUUGACCUUUGACCUGGACAAGCUCCAGCCGGAGUUUAUGAUCCUAGCCUCCGACGGUCUGUGGGACGCGUUCAGCAACGAGGAGGCCGUGCGCUUUGUGCGGGAACGCUUGGAUGAGCCGCACUUUGGCGCCAAGAGCAUUGUGCUGCAGUCUUUCUACCGUGGAUGUCCCGACAAUAUCACUGUCAUGGUGGUGAAGUUCAAGAGCAGCUCUGGGAGCAAAACUGGAGAGUAGUUGGACUCAACCAAUAAACAGCCUCCAAUGUCUUUCCAUUAAUGCAUAUUGCCAGAGGCUAGACAGUGUAAUAAGAGGCAAACUUUUUUCUCACAAUUACAAUAAACUGUACAGAAACGCAUAUGCAUGUGCAAACACGUGCAUUCCCAGUUUUUUUUUGUUUGUUUUUUUGGUGUGUGCCAAAUGGACACUUUAUGGAAAAUGUAUUCUGUAAUUACUCCUUUUUCAAUUCAUUACUCUGUAAAGAUGAUGUAUCCUGGCCUUCCUUAAUCAGAGCAAUAUUAUUUGUGAAACAGCAAUUGGCAUAAAUGGUAGAAGGACCUUUAUUGCCUUGAAGAUGCACUCGUAGUGUUUUUUUCAGGAGACAUGCAUAAAUAUCAUAACUUUAUUAUUUUUUGUUUGUUUCUUUUUCUUGUUUUUGUGAAUUAAGGAGCCGAUGAAACCAUAUCCGGCUCUUGAAUUUGGAUGUGCAUGUUCCAUUCAUAUCAGUUCAGGGCAUUAAUGCCAAUUUACACUGGUGCUGCUCAUCAGUUAGUUUAAAAGAGGGUGGAAUAAGGUUGUGUUAGAUUACGUAUGUUACACUUUGAUUAAAUUUCAUAACAGGUCUAUGUCCCAUUCAUUCUCAGAGAUUCUAGUCAUUCCUGCUCAUUCAAGUCACUGUUUUAAUGGCUAUAUGAAUACAGAAGUGGCCGGAUUGAAGGUAGAAUGUAAUGUAAUUUGUCAAGACUGUUGAAGUAAUACUGGCAAACUGUCCUCCAGCUUUCCUCCUAGUUUACUGAUAAAAUUGGCACCAGCCCCGAUCUACACAAAGGUUUCAUUUCUUGCACUGUGUGAAAUGUAUGUGGGAGAAUAAAGCGAUAAAUAAACCUAACAAGUCAAAGCUGA